AUGACAAAUUCAAGGUACGAUGACGUCUGGAUCAAGUAUUUCGACUCAAAGGAAGACGUCGCACUAUCGAAUGGCGACACAUUUCGAAUGUAUCAUGCAGGUUCUCAAGGUCCACACGUGAUACUACUGCAUGGUGGAGGUUGUACCUCUAUGACGUGGUGUCUUGUGACGACGAUGCUGAAGGAGACGUGUACGGUCCAUGCUUUCGAUUUGCGAGGUCACGGCCAGACGAACACAAGUGCCGACGACGAUCUGUCUAUGGAUACACUGGUUCAAGAUACAUUGGUCAUGCUGGACCAUAUUGUUCCUCCUCCAAUGGUUACAAAGGUCGAUGGAGAUGCUGAGUCAGAGAUCCCACAGACCAUUCUCGUUGGUCAUAGUUUAGGGGGUGCACUUGGAGUUCGUGUUGCUGCAACGGGCAAAGUACCGUCCCUUGUGGGUGUCAUGGUGAUUGAUGUGGUGGAGGGCACAGCCAUGGCAUCGCUAAAGCACAUGGGCGCCAUCCUCGAAAGGCGUCCGUCUCAUUUCCACUCAUACGAAGAUGCCAUCCACUGGGCGCUGCAUAGCGGUACCGUUUAUAAUCCGGAAGCUGUCAAAAUAUCUUUGCCGUCCCAGCUGAAGCAGCUCGAAGAUGGCUCGGUGGUGUGGAAGACGGACCUGGCUAGCAGUGCGCAGUACUGGAAAGACUGGUUUGUUGGCCUCUCGAAGCAGUUUUUAUCGCUGAAGGAAGCAAAGGUGUUGGUGUUGGCAGGAUCUGAUCGCCUAGACACGGAGCUCAUGCGCGGCCAAAUGAUGGGCAAAUUCGAGAUGAGACUGAUGUAUUCAUCAGGUCAUGCGAUACAGGAAGAUUGUCCCCACGAGAUGGCGAACGCCAUUAUUGAAUUUUGCGGCCGCUGCGCACGUGUUAUAAGCGGAAACAUCUUUGGUCCCAACGGAGUACCCGUACAGCCUACCAAGGAUUCACGCUUGGCGGAACGGCUUGCGAAAGCGCGUGCAAUGAUACCGAAGGAGGGCGAUCAUUAG
Molecule: messenger RNA, 1023 nt
Organism: Peronospora farinosa
Lineage: Eukaryota; Oomycota; Peronosporomycetes; Peronosporales; Peronosporaceae
Source: the annotation of a GenBank genome assembly